AUGGGCCGUUCCCUAGUAAAAACCGCCCUUGGCAAUAACGACCUCGUAGCAGCCGUCGGACGCACCUACGAGAAUAGCCCAGCAGCAAUGAAAGAGCUCGAAUCCCCCAACUGCAUCGGGCUACUAUGCGACGUACGAGCACGCGAGACCGUAAAACGCGUAAUCGACCAAACAAUAUCGCACUUCGGCCGAAUCGACAUAAUCGCCAAUUGCUCCGGCUACGGCGUCAUCGGCGCCUGCGAAGACCAAGAUGAAUUCGACAUCCGAAACCAAUUCGAAACAAACUUCACAGGAACACUGAACAUGAUCCAGCUAUCUUUACCGCAUUUCCGUCACCGUCGCGCAGGCAGAUAUCUCAUCUUCAGCUCGACCUCUGGUGCUCUCGGCGUGCCGGGGCUCGGCCCAUACUGUGCUUCCAAAUAUGCCGUCGAGGGCUUGAUGGAGAGUAUGUUGUACGAAGUGGAUAGCUUUAAUAUUAAGGGUACCCUUGUUGAACCGGGUCAUAUGCGUCGGGAUGAUAUCGCGGAUUUGGUUUCGCCGCAGGUGCCCAACCCUUCGGAACAUCGGCUUUCUGCGCCUUUGCCGCUUUACGGUCAUUUCUUGGUUAAGCCGCCCAGUGAGCCGUAUAAUACGACUACGUCGCCUGCGGCACAUGCCCGCCGCAUGCUUAUGUGGCUUGGUGAUAAGCAGCCGGCUAGUGCUGUUAAGGCGGCGCAUUUGGUUUGGCAGCUUGGGCAUUGCUCUUAUCCGCCUCUGAGGUUGAUUUUGGGUACAUAUGCGGUUGAGAGUGUGCGGGAUCGGUUGAAGUGUAUUAUUGAGGAGAUUGAGGAUUGGAAAUAUCUUAGUUUCCCCGUGGGUGAUGCACAGUUGCCGGUUAGAAGUGAGCGUGAAAGGUCUUCGUUUCAGGAGGGGACUGAAGGGGGAGUGAAUUGGGUAAUGGGUGAUUCUGUUGGAAUAUUUUCAAUGUCUUAUAUGUUAUAUGAUACCCAAUAUGAUACAUGA
Molecule: messenger RNA, 1002 nt
Organism: Penicillium verrucosum
Lineage: Eukaryota; Fungi; Ascomycota; Eurotiomycetes; Eurotiales; Aspergillaceae
Exons: 1
Coding region: 1-1002 (333 amino acids)
Source: RefSeq, a predicted model, not a curated record